Messenger RNA from Pseudogymnoascus verrucosus, 1074 nucleotides. RefSeq lists its product as uncharacterized. NCBI's taxonomy places the organism in Eukaryota, Fungi, Ascomycota, Leotiomycetes, Thelebolales, Thelebolaceae. The transcript is spliced from 3 exons. Bases 1 to 1074 code for a protein of 357 amino acids. Gene Ontology annotation, molecular function: hydrolase activity, hydrolyzing O-glycosyl compounds. Gene Ontology annotation, biological process: carbohydrate metabolic process. The record is from RefSeq and is a predicted model, not a curated record.
AUGGCUGGUCUGGUGACAAGACCUGCGUCUCUGGCGCAGUAUGCCAAUACAGCAAGUAAUGACUGGUACUCCCAGUGCGUGCCCGGAUCAGGAGGAAACCCGCCAGCUAGUUCUACUGGAGGCAGCACUCCUACCCCUACGGGAGGAAGCGGCAAUGGUGGAAGUGGCCUGAACGACAAGUUCAAGGCCAAGGGAAAGCUGUACUUUGGAACCGAGAUCGAUCACUACCAUCUCAACAACAAUCCCUUAACCACCAUUGUCAAGAACAGCUUUGGGCAGGUUACUUGUGAGAACAGCAUGAAGUGGGAUGCUAUCGAGCCAAGCCGUAACCAAUUCAGCUUCUCGAAUGCUGACGCCGUCGUAAACUUCGCCCAAGCCAACGGCAAGCUUGUCCGUGGCCAUACCCUUCUAUGGCACUCUCAGUUACCGAACUGGGUACAAUCUAUCAAUGACCGCAACACCUUGACUUCGGUAAUCCAGAACCAUGUCACCACCAUGGUCACGCGCUACAAGGGCAAGAUCGUCCAGUGGGAUGUCGUCAACGAGAUCUUCGCCGAGGAUGGUUCCCUCCGCGAUAGUGUCUUCAGCCGUGUUCUCGGCGAGGACUUUGUCGGCAUCGCCUUCCGCGCCGCACGUGCCGCUGAUCCGGCCGCGAAGCUCUACAUCAAUGACUACAACCUCGACAUCGCCAACUACGCCAAGGUGACCCGGGGAAUGGUUGAGAAAGUCAACAAGUGGCUCUCCCAGGGCGUUCCCAUUGACGGCAUUGGCAGCCAGGCCCACCUAGCUGCUCCUGGUGGAUGGAACUCUGCCUCUGGUUUCCCCGCUGCCUUGAAAGUGCUCGCAGCCUCGAACGUGAAGGAGGUUGCUAUCACCGAGCUCGAUAUCUCGGGUGCGGCUGCUAGCGACUACCUCACUGUUAUGAACGCCUGUCUUCAGGUCUCGAAGUGUGUCGGUAUCACUGUUUGGGGGGUGUCUGAUAAAGACAGCUGGAGGUCUAGUGAUAACCCUCUCCUCUUUGACGGCAACUAUCAGCCGAAGGCAGCAUAUAAUACCUUGAUCAAUAACUUGUAA